AUGGAUCCCACAAUGGAACUACCACAACCCCCCACAACAAUGAAAGCUUGGCUCUACAGUGGCACAUCCUGCGGCCUGGAGAAGAACAUGUACCUAGACUCAUCGGCGCGCGUCCCGCCCGCUCUGAAAGGCGACGAGGUCCUCGUGGAAGUCCUCUCAAGCGCGCUCAACCCAGCCGACUUCAAAGUCCCCGAAAUGGGCCCGCACGUCCGCCACCUGGCCAUCGGGAUGCCAGCGUCCCCGGGGAUGGACUUCUGCGGGCGUGUGGUGACGACCGGUCCGGGUGCCAGCUUCAAGCCAGGCGAGCUUGUCUACGGGUGUCAUAGUAUGCCGGUGAAGUUCGGUGCGCUCGCUAAGUAUCUCUCCAUCUCGUCGAAACUGAUUGCGCCUGUUCCCGAGGGCGUGAGUGUGGAUGAUGCGGCGAGUUUAGGAAUUGCUGGGCAGUCGGCUUAUCAGGCUUUGGAGGGGUAUGUUAAGAAGGGGGAUAAGGUGUUUAUUAAUGGGGGUUCUGGGGGGUGUGGGGUUUUUGCGAUUCAACUUGCUAAGCAUAUGGGUUGUUUUGUUGCUGUGACUUGUUCGACGAGGAAUGUUGAGUUGUGUUAUAGGCUUGGCGCUGAUGAGGUUAUUGAUUACACGGCUGUUGGUGAUAUUGUUGGGGCUUUGAAGAAGAAGGGGAUUGUCUUUGAUCAUAUUCUUGAUCAUAUCGGGUUGCCGUCGGAUUUAUACUUCCAGUGUCAUCAUUUCUUAAGGCCCGGUGGUGUGUUUGUGCAGGUUGGGGCGUCGGCUUUGACUACAUUUGUUGGCAGAGUGACUUGGCCCUCGUUCCUAGGUGGAGGAAAGAGGAAAUACGUCAUCUUCUUCUUCAAAAAUACUCGGGAGCACACCGUCAAGCUCGGGGAGCUGGUCCAGAAGGGAAUUCUCAAGUUGAAUUUCGACAGCAAGUAUGAUUUUGAGGAUGCCGUGAAGGCAUUUGACAGACUUCGCUCAGGGCGCGCCAGGGGCAAAGUCCUUGUUCAUGUGGCCAAUCCUCAAGAAGACACGAGCGCGGUUGUCAACGACUUUUUGUUUCAAUAG
Messenger RNA from Penicillium canescens, 1074 nucleotides. Its product is annotated as NAD(P)-dependent alcohol dehydrogenase. Gene Ontology annotation, molecular function: oxidoreductase activity. The coding region runs from base 1 to 1074 and encodes 357 amino acids. The record is from RefSeq and is a predicted model, not a curated record. NCBI's taxonomy places the organism in Eukaryota, Fungi, Ascomycota, Eurotiomycetes, Eurotiales, Aspergillaceae. The transcript has a single exon.